Messenger RNA from Musca vetustissima, 2250 nucleotides. RefSeq names its product tudor domain-containing protein 5 (gene tej). The coding region runs from base 1 to 2250 and encodes 749 amino acids. Gene Ontology annotation, biological process: spermatogenesis. Lineage: Eukaryota; Metazoa; Arthropoda; Insecta; Diptera; Muscidae. The transcript is spliced from 8 exons. The record is from RefSeq and is a predicted model, not a curated record.
AUGGAUAGUGGUUAUUUAAAUCAAGUUAAAGCCAUACUUAAAUCGCUGGUCAUAUCAUGUCCCGAUAAAAUAACCAUUGAUAAAUUAAAUCGAGAUUAUCGUGAAAUUGAGGGACAAAAUAUACCCUAUCGCCGGUUGGGCUAUACAACAUUGGAACAGUUUCUGAGGCAAAUCCCGGAUACAUUGGUUGUUGUUGGUAGUGGCCAAUCGGCCUUGGUUUAUUUUGUGGGCAAUGACAAAUCGGCUCAUAUCCAUGAAAUGAUAAUGACCCAAAAGAAAACUCGACCCAGGACAAGAUCGAAAAACAAUGCAACGCCAAAACAAUGUAACCUGAGACAAAAUAAUAAGGCUUGUUUUCAAGGUCGCCGUAUAGCGCAGGGUCAACAAUUGUCACCAUUUCAGAUUACCAAUAGAAAUGUUUCCACAUCACAGAUGGGAGGUUAUCAUCCACAGGGGAGGCCGCCGGUACAAGUGCCACAAGUUCCCAUGUAUAAUCCAGUGCAACAGGCUAUUAAUAAUUCAGCCAUGGUUCAUAAAUAUGAAGAGCAUGUACAGCAAUGGAAAAGUUUAAUGCAACCAAAAAUAUAUCCACAAGCCCCUAUGAUGAAUUGGGUGGCAAAAGAGCCAAUUCAAAAUCGAAAUAUGACAGAAGACAAUAAUAUUAAAAAAGAUCAGCAGAAUGAAAUGCCUCAGGUACCACAUAAUGGACAAGAGGCAAGUGAUCCGGAUCCUACUACACCAAAGACCCCAGCUGAAGUAAAACCACAUCCUACCCAAUCUCUUACAAAUGAUUCUCAAAAAAAUCCAAACCCCAAGGAAGUUGAUCAGAAAUAUCAAGAGCAUGUUAAACAAUUGGAAAGCCUAUUGGGUUCUUCAUGUCGUAUAACAACUGAACCACCACCCGCAACACGAAAAGUCACUUUUUCAAAGGAUAUUGAAAAUGAUAUAAAAAUUACUGUGGCGGAUAAAAAUUCCAAUGAAUCGAGGGUCAAUUUGACCAAUGUUAAUCCACCAAAACCCAAAAUAAAACUAUCGGAACGUAUGGAGAGAAUAUUGAAUGCAACUGCACCGCCCAAAAAACUUAAUCCAAUAGAAAAUUCUGAAAUUGGAAAUGUUGAAGUACUAGAGGCCGAGGAAAUGAAAUCACCCACCAAAGUAACCAAGAAGUGUGAUAGUGUCACAAAUAAAUUCCAAAAACUAUUGGAUAUAACCGAAGAGGAAAUAGUCAACAAUGAUUUGGAUGAGGCGGUGCCGGAAUUUGCAGCGACCAGCAAUGUCUUCCGCCUUGAUCUGCCCAAAUACACUGUACCUUAUGGACGCAAAAUUGAACCCUGUGAAAUACCCGAGAAUGUUGAUGUUGGCUCCUGCUUGGGUAUAUUUAUAUCAGAGAUCCACAACCCCUUCCGCUUUUGGUUUCACAUACACAAAGAGAAUCAUGAACUCGAUUGUCUAAUGCAUCAAAUGGAACGUUAUUAUGGUACGAUGACGCCACAAGAAUUACGCAUACCAAUUGCAUGCCUCAAUCCUGGACAAUUUUGUGCAGCUGCCUUUAAUGAAAUGUGGCAUAGGGCAGAAAUUGUUGCCGCACCGGUUAAUAAUAAAAUUAAGGUUUCAUUUAUUGAUUAUGGCACCGUAUGUGAUGUUGAUAUUUGUGAUAUUAAAUAUUUGGGACAAUGUUUUUCACAAUUGCCAGCCCAGGCACUGAGAGGUUCUCUAUCGAAUAUAAAGCCUAGGGGUUUACACUGGAGCCAUGAGGCCACAAUACAUUUCCUAUCAUUGGUAUCCGAGAAAAUGCUCUAUGCCAAAAUUACAGAAAUUGAUAGAGAGAAUUCGGUAUUCUAUAUGAUCCUCUGUGAUACACACGAUGAUGAGGUGUUGCAAAUCAACAAAAAUAUGGUUGAAAUGAAAUAUGCUCUCUACAAUGAAGAUUGGCAGGAAACCAAAAUUGAAAAGAACAAUGGUCAUCGCACGCAUCAUCCCCGUGAAGACUUUCCUACGUUUGCCAUGAUUGAAUCUGGUGAAUAUCCAACAUUUACUGAAUUAUUGGAACUCAAAGAAAAGGGUAUCGAUUAUGAGCUUAUCUAUGAUCGGAUUAUAUUCAAUAAAUGUGCAAUUCUAAAUACCUAUGAUAAUGUUCCGGAACCAAUAAGGAAAUUGCCAUUUUUUCUAUUGACGAAUAAUCCAUUUCGUGCUGAUAUUGUUUUGCAAUUGACAUCUGCGGAUAUGAAAUCAACAACCUGUGCUAAAUAG